AUGGCCGCCAUUGCGAUGACCGCGCAGCCCCUGCGCAUUCUUCCCCAGAUCUCCGCGCCAGCCUUCUCCAGGUCAGCAAGGAUAUUCUCUCUCUACACCCGCCAGCUCGUCCAGCCCAUGUUCCCGACGCUCGCCGCCCUCCCCGCAAUCAACCUCAACAUCCCCGCAUGGCUCGGCGGCAUCUGGGAGUCCGUACUCCGGGCAGUACCGAAGAAGAAGACCUCUCACUCCAAGAAGAGGCACAGGCAGAUGGCUGGAAAGGCGCUGCAGGAUGUGAAGUCUUUGUGCAAGUGCCCUGGAUGCGGACAGGUUAAGAGGCAGCACGUCUUAUGCCCCACCUGUACGAGAUACCUCCCGGUUGAGAUUAUUCUCCAAAUCGUCACUUACGUCAGCCCUCCCAGUAAGUCGCUUCUGCGGUUGCCUUUUGGCUACACACUCCACAGGACAAAUCUUCGAGACGGCAUUCGAGACCUCAAAAACCUGACGCUAUCAUGCACGAGGCUAUACGACAUGCUCCAGCCGACCUUGUACACCCAAAGUGGUCAAGAUGACUGGUACGCUCUUCGUUGGGGCGCUUUCCACGGCCUAACCCGGACGAUGGAGGACGCUUUCCUGGCCGGAGCACCGUUAAACUGGGUGUACGAUGAUGCCGACGACUAUCAUGCCAACAGCUACUGUCGAUGUGGCCGCUUCGAAGGCGGCACUGCUUGGUCGAACAACUCCGUAUGCUGCACGCUCUUCUAUGAGAAAAAGCCCCUGUCGAAUGGCUUCUUUCAAAAGGAGCAGAUGCUGCCUGGGCUGCCAGACCGGGACCCGGACUGGGAGAAAUACUCUGGGGGCGCCAGCCCGAUGCUGAGAGAUCUGCAGGGCCUCACGCCGCUACAUGAGCUGUCGCGCAACACUUACGACGAAGCAACUGCAAGACUGCUAAUCGAUUUCGGGGCGAAUGCCAAUGGCCUUGACGCCAAUGGAUGGACUCCGUUACACCAUAUUUGUGCAACGCCACCGCCGCAGCAUUCACCGUUUCGCGCCUUUGCGAGCGUUUGCGUUCGAAAGAGAACACCACUUGUCAAGCUUUUACUGCACAGAGGAGCCGACUCUAAACAAUACCUGACCACACACACUGUGGACAAUGCCCACGUAACCGACAUCUUCGGGCUCGCUGCUACACCCCGAGCCGUUCUCUCGGCCAGCGGCUCUUCGACCCUUCGCGUCCACAACACCGCCGACCCUGCGAUCCCCAUCACACAGUCCAUCAGCGGUGCCCACAAGCUCGGCUGUCAUCACAUCUGCACCUCGCGCGAUGGCCGUGUAGCUGCCAGCGCGGGCUUUGCCGGCGAGCUGAAGGUCUGGGUCGUCGACAAGGACACGGGUGAGUGGAAGCUCCACUCGGACGUCACGGAUCAGAACUCCAAGGCCGGCGAGACAUGGGCCAUCGCGCUCAGCGAAGACGGCAAGUUCCUAGCAGGCACAACAUACGACGGCCGGAUAAACGUGUGGGACAUUGGCGAAGAGGGAACGCCCAAGAUCCGGGAGUAUGAGACGGGAAGCCCUGGCUCGGGCAGCUUCGGCAUGUCGGUCGACUUGAGCAGAGACGGAAAGUUCACUGCGAGCGGACACCAGAACGGUUCCGUGUACCUCUUCAACAAUGACACCGGUCGGCUUGCGUCCUCUCUGCCUGGAUUGGCCAAGCCCGUUCGCGCGGUGGCAUUCUCUCCAGGCAACACGAGACUGGCCGCCGCCGGCGACUCUUCCAUCAUUGCCAUCUACGAUCUCAAGCACGGCGAGCAAGUCGGUAACCUGACUGGCCAUUCUUCGUGGAUCACGUCCAUUGACUGGAGCGACACCGGCGAAUACCUUCUGAGCGGAGCGAUGGACGGCAAGGUCAAGGUUUGGUCAGUCGAGCGCUAUGCCUGCGUAGCUACGCACAGCGAGACGGAUAAGGCACUGUGGUCUGUCAAGUGGCUUCCCAAGACCGGAAGGAGUGAGAUGUUCUGCACUGCCGGAGCAAACAGGAGCAUCUCGUUUUACAGAGAGGCCACUGGAGCGUAG
Messenger RNA from Colletotrichum gloeosporioides, 2052 nucleotides. RefSeq names its product putative 54S ribosomal protein L32. NCBI's taxonomy places the organism in Eukaryota, Fungi, Ascomycota, Sordariomycetes, Glomerellales, Glomerellaceae. Gene Ontology annotation, biological process: translation. The transcript has 7 exons. Gene Ontology annotation, molecular function: protein binding; structural constituent of ribosome. Gene Ontology annotation, cellular component: Cdc73/Paf1 complex; large ribosomal subunit. The record is from RefSeq and is a predicted model, not a curated record. The coding region runs from base 1 to 2052 and encodes 683 amino acids.